AAAAAAAAUUUUACACAAGAUAUUACUUAUAGACUUAAAAAAUUUAAUUAAUCCACAUACAAUGAGUAUUGAGACCUUUAUAUUUCCCAAAUCGAAUGUAAAAGUCUACGUAAGACCCUUACCACGACCCGAUGAAGAUUAUGAAUGUAUAAAAGUUUUGGAUGAUAAGAAAUCAAUUUUAGCAAAAUGUUUACAAAAUUUUAGUUUACACCCACAACAGCCAGAAUUUUAUUGGAAAUAUCAAGUUGACGAAGUUUUUUAUAAUUCAAAUCAAAAAGAAGUUUAUGAUGUUGUUAGCGGGGAUUGUAUCAAACAAGCGCUUGAAGGUAACAGUACUGUUUUUAUAGGGUAUGGCCAAACGAAUAGUGGAAAAUCGUUUACUAUGAACGGCCUGUAUCAUAAUUAUCAGCAACGUGGUAUUGGACCUCGAAUUAUUUCAGACUUGUUAGAAACGAAAACGAAAUAUGAACAUGAAUAUAAUAUUGAAUUUGGUAUGUCGUAUUGUGAAAUUCGGGGAACUGAAUUGUAUGAUUUAUUAAAUCCUGAUGAUAAUUCGAAUAAAAUUAAUGUUUCAAAAUAUAGGAAAUUUGAUAAUAUUACGUUAAUGAUUGUAACAAGUGAAGAACAAGUUUUAAAUCUUUUAUUUCAAGGUGAAGGCAGGCGUCAAAUUAAUAAGAAAGCGAAAUUUGCGCAUUCACAUUUAUGUAGUAGUAUUUUAACCUAUUACAUAGUUGCAACAUCUACAAAUUCAAGUUUUCCCAUUCAAAAACUAGCUAAGGUACAAGUUGUGGAUUUAGCUGGUGUAGAUAAAACCGGUAACAUUACAUCUUUGGGAAAAACAGCUGUAGAUGUUGGCCUAGCAAACAAAGAUUUAACAUCUUUAAAAACAUUCUUAACACUUUUACAUCCUUCAAAGUUUAAAGAUGUUGAUAUGCAAGGAAUUCGUCGACAUUCAUUAUUAGUACAUUUUCUUUCCGAUACGGUAAAUGGAAAAUCUUUCCUCAGAUUUAUCUGUAACAUUAAAACUAAUAAGCAAUAUCAUCCAAUUACUCUAUCCAUGUUAAGAAUAACUCAAACGAUUAAAGGAAUUAAACCAACAAAAUUAGAUCCAAAUACAAGAAUUCAGCCAGAAGCACAAAUUGCAAUGUUGCAAAAACUUUUAGAGCAAUACAAACAAGAAAUGAUACGUAAUGCGAUUUUUAACGACGAAGAAUUAGAAAAUUAUAUGUGUAAAAGUCGUUGGGAACAUUUGAAACGUUUAACAGAGGAUUAUCUAAAACACAAUUCUAGUGAAUUAAAUAUAACCAGUUAUGGUCAAGUAAAACCAAUUUUAUACAUUAUGCGUGACAAAUAUUACGAAUUAAAUGAAGAAUGUACCGUUGUAGCAAAAAAAGAAUAUGAGAGAGGUUUAGCAGAGGCCUCUCAACAACAAGAAGGAUCAAAAGCACGGAUAACGACGCCACCAUUGCCAAAUCCAGCAAAAGUAAAAAGAAAAGAUUCCAAACCUUCGCUAGCAAAAACAAAUACGCCUCGAACAACAGCUGAGGUUCCCGAAUCAGUGGUAUCGGUACCAGAAUCAACAGGUGAACUAAAUCUAGCCUAUGGCAGAGGUAUCGGUCCAGGUAUAAGUGCAGCAGGUAAAGCUGGUAAACCAGUUGAUUUGAAAGAAACAUCAAAUGAAUCGAGUGCACAAACAAUUGCACUGAAUCGUGAAGAUUUAUGGUCGAAAUUUAUGACAACAGAACCGGCUAUAACUCUAACUGAUAAACUUACAUUGGCUCAAGGGCGAAAGAAUAUGGUAAUAACAGAAUAUAACAAUGGUGUUCAAACUUUAAAUAAAUAUCAUCAGGAAUUGGAUCAUAAAAAACAAGUACUUCGACAAGCUCAAAUGCGUCGAUAUUUGUAUAAACAUGAAGAGUAUAAUCCUGAUGGUUUGAUACUUCCAACCGAUGAGGAAAAACAAUGUUUAUCGAACAUGUACGAGGCGAAAACUAUGUUACGUCAACAAAUUGAUAAUGUGACCGUCUUACAAUCGGAUAUUAGAACGGCUAAUGAUGAAAUUCUUAAGCUACAAACAGAUAUAGAAAACGCAUUUCAAAGUUAUUGCUUGGAACAUUAUGAUACAUUUGCACCAAAAUUAGCUGUACCCAAUUCAAAAACUAGUGUGAUUUCUAAAAACGCUGAAGAUGUGGUUGUAACACCUGCUGAACCAGUUCGUGAAUUAUACCGUCGAUCAUCGUUUAACACAGAUGUUGAGCGUUCGUUUAAAAAUCAACAAAAGAUCAUGAAAAAGGUGGCUAAAAAUAAGCAAUUGAGUGAUUUUCAUAAAAAUCGUAAAUGGGUUUCAGAUUAUAAGCAUUAA
Chrysoperla carnea is the source of this 2362-nucleotide messenger RNA. Its product is annotated as kinesin-like protein KIF9. The coding region runs from base 62 to 2362 and encodes 766 amino acids. NCBI's taxonomy places the organism in Eukaryota, Metazoa, Arthropoda, Insecta, Neuroptera, Chrysopidae. Gene Ontology annotation, biological process: microtubule-based movement. Gene Ontology annotation, molecular function: microtubule binding; microtubule motor activity; ATP binding. The transcript is spliced from 10 exons. The record is from RefSeq and is a predicted model, not a curated record.